Molecule: messenger RNA, 351 nt
Organism: Cooperia oncophora
Lineage: Eukaryota; Metazoa; Nematoda; Chromadorea; Rhabditida; Trichostrongylidae
Source: the annotation of a GenBank genome assembly
AUGAGAUUGCAGCUACAAUUAAUCAGUACAAGAAGAAUGUCACUACCGACACGGACAAUGUCUGCAAAUUUUGCAAGGUAUGCUCAAAAUCUCAUGGAUUCUAUGGGCUCUGUCUAUCGUAACGGUGCGUGCAGAGGUCCAACAGCGAGUGACGCUCAAUGGUACGGUUGUCAGUCAGCCCGUGAAUAUACCAAUGCGCAGUUCAAGCACUGCCAGCAUUCAACCACUUGCCAACGUAAGACCUACAAAUUAUUGUCGAGCACUCCCGAGGCUGUUCAACCCCUGAGCGUUUUCGAGGAGGAGUCACAUCAACAUAAUCAACAACAACAACGUCUUUACUCGUUCUCAUGA